AUGCCUACAUUCGAGGAACACGAAUUCACCCACGGCGAAGGCGGAGAGAAGAAGACUUUUUUCUUGGCGGCUGGUCCCAAAGAUGGGCCUUUGAUCAUCUUCAUUCAUGGAUGGCCCGCCAUUGGGUUGACAUGGAAGCAUCAGAUCGAGACAUUCGCGAAUCUGGGCUUCAGGGCGAUUGCUCCUGACAUGCCAGGCUACGGAAAGUCGUCUGCUAGAAAGAAGACCGAAGACUACUCCAUGGAGCAAGUCAAUAACGGAAUGGUAGCUCUGAUCGACCACCUCGGCAGGGAUGAGGCUAUAUGGAUCGGCCAUGAUUGGGGCUGCGGAGCGGUCUGGAGUUUCGCUGAACACUACCCUGAGCGCUGCAUCGGCGCUGCCGGCUUAGCCGUCCCAUCUCAUGUCAUCGAGAAGGGUCUGGAAGAGGAGCUCCGCCUAGUGAACCGCGACAUGUAUCCCGCGGACAAGUACCCAGAUGGUCAAUGGUCAUAUCAGCGCUUCUACGAGCAGGACUUCGAGAAGGCCACGAGCUGGUUCGAUCAAGACCCUGCGGCAUUCAUUCGUGCAGCGUACAUCAAGGGACAGCCAGCCAAUCUAGGCCAGCCGGCGCGUACUGCGAACGUCGUGAAAGACGGCGGCUGGUUUGGUGGAGUCGAGAAGCCAGAUCCAGACUGGAAGAAGAUUCCCGCCUCUGCCAUUGUCAUCGACGAGGACGUGUACACGGAGCUGGUCGCCGCGAUGGAGAAGACGGGUUUCUGGGGCGCCGACUCGUGGUACAGCAACCAUGAAGCGAACAGGAAAUACUUCUUCGAGAAGGCCAAGCACGACGGCUACAUUCAUAUGCCGACACUGUUCAUCCAAGCCAAGUACGACACGAUCUGCGAUACGGUCAACUCCCGACUGGCUGAGCCGCAGAGGAAGUACUGCACGAGCUUGACGGAGGCGUCGAUCGAUGCUGGUCACUGGGUUCCUCAAGAAAAGCCGGCGGAAGUGAACGGGAUCAUUGCGAGGUGGAUUGUGGAGUCUUGCAAGCACUCUUGGCCUGGGUAUUGGCAGAGAGGUUUCGUCAAGUCAAAGGUAUGA
Messenger RNA from Zymoseptoria tritici IPO323, 1083 nucleotides. RefSeq lists its product as uncharacterized. NCBI's taxonomy places the organism in Eukaryota, Fungi, Ascomycota, Dothideomycetes, Mycosphaerellales, Mycosphaerellaceae. The transcript is spliced from 4 exons. Bases 1 to 1083 code for a protein of 360 amino acids. Gene Ontology annotation, molecular function: hydrolase activity. The record is from RefSeq and is a predicted model, not a curated record.